AUGGGAGAGAGAAAGAGGAAAGGUGGUCCAUUACAGCUUGACUGGGAGAUACUACUUUCCCACUGCGAAAGCGAGCCUCCGCCGAUUGUGGUGAUUGAGGCGGAGGUAUCAAACCCUCAAGCGGCGGAGGUGAUGGACGAGCAGGAACAUUACGGGGACCCAAGUCUCCAUAAUUUGCCUGAGAAAGAGCUGCGUGACAGGGUUGAUAGGGUCAGAAAUAUGUUGAGUGGUGGUAGUUUAUUGUGCAAGUUGGGCGAUGGUGGUGCGAAACUGCGAGUUAGUCUGAAAAAGGCUGAAGCAGAGUUGGAGAGGAGGCACCGCCAGAAGGUUAACGACAAAUGCAAGAAGGUGGCUCCAUUAGCCGACCACUCAAUCUCCAAUGGUGCUACUGAUGGUGUUGCAACUCGUGGUGGUCCUCCUCUAUCUGUGUCAAGAUCGGAGUUUGCUUCACAUUUUUGUGGCAAGUUGGAUGCAAAAAGUCCAGCCAAGUCUUUCUCAGGAUUAUCUACUUUUAAUCCUUGUAAUCAGAAAAGAGAAAAUGAGUCAUUGUUCGCUCAGAAGACAGGUUUAUCUGCAAGGAAAGAACCUUUUAAAUCACCUAAUCAUCUUUCAGUACCGACAAAUGACUCUUCUCAAUCAAUCCGUGAGCAAUCAGGAGGCUGCUCUUCUUGUUCCCCGCCUUUUAUGUCUAAGAAAGGUUACUCUAACUAUCAUGAGAAGAGGGAAAAUGCUACUCGUUUUCAACCUAUCCGAACCUCCAAAAGGAACAACCGGAAAACUGUUGUUCUGGUAGAUGAGGAAGAGCUUGAGGUUGAAACAGUUAAUCAAGGGGACCCAAUGGGUCAAAGUCAAGAUAGUACGAUAUACUAUCCAUCGAGGGAUGAUCCUGAAGCUGUCCAAAUUUAUUACUCAGACAUGGAAUGUUUGGCUCCUCAAUCUUAUGUGUCUUCAACGAUCAUGAACUUUUACAUUCGGUGUUUGCAGAAGCCAGUGUCUCCAAGUACAACAAAAAGAUGUGACUAUCACUUUUUUAAUACAUACUUCUAUAACAAGUUGAAAGGGGAUGUCUUGACCAAGGCUAAUAAGGAAACUUCAUUUAAGAAGUUCAGGAGGUGGUGGAAGGGCGUCAAUAUAUUUGAGAAAGCUUAUAUCUUUCUACCAAUUCAUGAAAAACAUCACUGGAGCUUGAUUAUUAUUUGUAUACCAAACAAAGAAGAUGAAUCAGGUCCAAUCAUUCUUCAUUUGGAUUCUUUAGGUCUUCACUCCAGCAAAUCAAUUAUACAGGACAUAAAGAGCUUUCUGGUUGAAGAAUGGAGAUUUCUACGUCAAGAAGAAGUGCUGCCUGAACUUCCUAUACCAGACAAUAUUUGGGUCAAUUUAACUAGAAGAAUUGAUGAGAAAGUAAUUGAGGUGCCCCAGCAAAGAAAUGAGUAUGAUUGUGGUAUCUUUGUUCUUUUCUUUAUGGAACGCUUUCUUGAAGAUGCCCCUGAAAGACUGAAGAAGAAGGACUUGGACAUGUUUGGCAAGCAAUGGUUUAAACCAGAGGAGGCUUCCAGUUUGAGAAGAAAGAUUAGGAAUAUACUGAAAGAAGAGUUUAUGAGUGCAAAUGGAGGGGACACGUGUAAAUUGGAUUGA
Messenger RNA from Striga hermonthica, 1635 nucleotides. Lineage: Eukaryota; Viridiplantae; Streptophyta; Magnoliopsida; Lamiales; Orobanchaceae. The record is from the annotation of a GenBank genome assembly.